Messenger RNA from Pteronotus mesoamericanus, 1467 nucleotides. It is a transcript of the gene FOXD1, whose product is annotated as forkhead box D1. The transcript has a single exon. NCBI's taxonomy places the organism in Eukaryota, Metazoa, Chordata, Mammalia, Chiroptera, Mormoopidae. Gene Ontology annotation, molecular function: RNA polymerase II cis-regulatory region sequence-specific DNA binding; DNA-binding transcription factor activity, RNA polymerase II-specific. The record is from RefSeq and is a predicted model, not a curated record. Gene Ontology annotation, biological process: cell differentiation; anatomical structure morphogenesis; regulation of transcription by RNA polymerase II. The coding region runs from base 100 to 1467 and encodes 455 amino acids.
CCGGGGCCGGGCCCGCCGCCCGGGACCCGGGCUGGGGCGCGGCGGGAGCCCGGACCCCGGCGCCCCUAUGCGCCGCCUCAACGUCGCGGCGCGACAGCUAUGACCCUGAGCACGGAGAUGUCCGAUGCCUCCGGCCUCGCCGAGGAGACAGAUAUCGACGUGGUGGGGGAGGGCGAGGACGAAGACGACGAGGAAGAGGAGGACGACGAGGGCGGCGGUGGCGGGCCCCGGCUGGCUGUCCCCGCGCAGCGGCGGCGGCGGCGCUCGUACGCCGGCGAGGACGAACUAGAGGACCUGGAGGAGGAGGACGACGACGAUGACCUCCUGCUGGCCCCGCAGACUGGGGGUUCCCCGGCGCCCCCGGGCCCAGCACCCGCGACUGGGGCCGGGACCGGCGGGAGCGGGAGCGCGGGCGGGGGCGGGAGCGCGGGCGGCGGUGCCAAGAACCCGCUGGUAAAGCCGCCCUACUCGUACAUCGCGCUCAUCACCAUGGCCAUCCUGCAGAGCCCCAAGAAGCGGCUGACGCUGAGCGAGAUCUGCGAGUUCAUCAGCGGUCGCUUCCCCUACUACCGGGAGAAGUUCCCCGCCUGGCAGAACAGCAUCCGCCACAACCUCUCGCUCAACGACUGCUUUGUCAAGAUCCCCCGCGAGCCCGGCAACCCUGGCAAAGGCAAUUACUGGACGCUCGACCCCGAGUCCGCCGACAUGUUCGACAACGGCAGCUUCCUGCGCCGGAGGAAGCGCUUCAAGCGGCAGCCGCUGCUCCCGCCCAACGCCGCUGCCGCGGAGUCGCUGCUGCUGCGUGGCGCGGGGGGCGUCGGGGGCGCGGGCGACCCGGCGGCCGCCGCGGCGCUCUUCCCGCCCGCGCCGCCGCCGCCGCCCCCGCACGCCUACGGCUACGGCCCCUACGCCUGCAGCUACGGCCUGCAGCUGCCGCCCUACGCGCCGCCCUCGGCGCUCUUCGCCGCCGCCGCCGCCGCCGCCGCCGCCUUCCACCCGCACUCGCCCCCGCCGCCCCCGCCGCCCCACGGCGCGGCCGCCGAGCUGGCCCGGACCGCCUUCGGCUACCGGCCGCCGCCGCUUGGCACCGCCCUGCCCGGCCCUCUGCAGGCCUCCGCGGCCAAGGCGGGCGGCCCGGGCGCCGCGGCUCUGGCACGCUCGCCCUUCUCCAUCGAGAGCAUCAUCGGGGGCAGCCUGGGCCCCGCCGCCGCCGCCGCCGCCGCGCAGGCCGCCGCCGCCGCGCAGGCCUCGCCGUCCCCCUCGCCCGCGGCGGCGCCCGCGCCCGGACCCGGCGGCUGCGCGGCUCAGGCGGCCGUGGGCCCCGCUGCCGCGCUCACUCGCUCCCUCGUGGCCGCCGCGGCCGCCGCCGCCUCCUCCGUCUCCUCGUCGGCCGCCCUGGGGACUCUGCACCAGGGGACUGCCCUGUCCAGUGUCGAGAACUUUACUGCUAGGAUUUCAAAUGGUUAA